GUUUCAAUCCCUAUCCCAGUUUCGAUUUUACCAGGUAAUUUGUUGAAGACAGAAAAGAUGAAGGGAGUGAAGGGGAAGUUGUUGAAGAAGCUGAAAUCGAUCAAGCCCGUCGGUUACCUAAAGCCAGAUCGUGUUCUUCAGGUAUUUGCCAUUGAUGGGUUCGUCGAUUCUUGUCCCAAGACCCCAGAUCCGAGAAUAGAAUCCCUGAUGGCGCGAAAGGAAUUUGAGCCAGAGAUAAACGAGGAGAACAGGGUGGUGAUUCAAGAGCCAGAAAUCAUUGAUGUAACGGAGCUUAUGAGAGAUCUUGAGGAUGAUGAUGAAGAAGAAGAAGAAGAAAUGGGUUCCGAUAAAGGUGUUGAAGAUAAAGAGAACAUCAGGCCACUCUUGAAAGGAAAUUCAGCAGUUCUUGGUGAAGAAAAUUUGGGGGUUCCGAUGACAUUGGAGCAGGGAAGCUGCAGGAAUACGGAAACCCCGUUGUCGGAGAUCGACAUCUCGUCGUUCCGGAGACCGGACCUGAAUUCCUGCAGCCUCUUCGAUCCAAACCUGCUCGUUGCCUUCGAGCAGGCGGUAAAGGAGCAUAUGAAAAUGAGUGAAGCAGAGAGGCAAGCAAGAAUUGAGCAAGAGAAACUCCAACAGAGUGGAGACGAAACAGAGUGUAAUGCAAAAUUAGAGCAAGAAAACGAGCCUCCGCAUAAAACUCGCCGGAUUGAUGCCGCCGAAACCAUCGAAGACGAUCCUAUUUUAUUCUUUGAAGAGAAAUGCCCGCCUGGUGGCGAUGGAUCGGUGAUUCUAUACACAACAACGUUGACAGGGAUAAGAAAGACAUUUGAAGAUUGUAACAGGGUUCGGUUUCUUCUGGAGAGUUUCCGGGUUCUAUUCUUCGAAAGGGAUGUCUCAAUGCACAUGGAGUACAAGGAAGAGCUAUGGAAAAUCUUGGACGGAAAAGCAGUACCUCCGAAGCUUUUCAUUAAGGGGAGAUACAUCGGCGGAGCAGAGGAGGUCCUGACUCUGAACGAGCAGGGGAAGCUCAAGUUGCUCUUUGACGGUAUUCCAGUAGAUAGAUCAGAUGGACCUUGUGAAGCUUGUGCCGGAGUUCGAUUUGUGCUCUGCUUCGGGUGCAGUGGCAGUCAUCGGAUCAUCGCCGAUGAUGGAUUGUCGAGUCAAUGCCCUACAUGCAAUGAGAAUGGUUUGAUUAUCUGUCCUCACUGUUGCUGAAAGGGAUACUGAAAGAGAGUACUUUGUGUAUUGAUUUCAUAUUGGAAAUUUGGAACUAAUGAA
Rubroshorea leprosula is the source of this 1278-nucleotide messenger RNA. The record is from the annotation of a GenBank genome assembly. Lineage: Eukaryota; Viridiplantae; Streptophyta; Magnoliopsida; Malvales; Dipterocarpaceae.